Molecule: messenger RNA, 1941 nt
Organism: Branchiostoma floridae (Florida lancelet)
Lineage: Eukaryota; Metazoa; Chordata; Leptocardii; Amphioxiformes; Branchiostomatidae
Product: probable isoprenylcysteine alpha-carbonyl methylesterase ICMEL1
Exons: 7
Coding region: 112-1272 (386 amino acids)
Source: RefSeq, a predicted model, not a curated record
AUUAAUGCCUAAUGGCUUGCCAGUAACCGGCCGGUUUUAACGUUUCCUGCCGUAAAUUUGCAAGGAACACAGCUUUCCGGUAUCUGCUGCUGCGCAACAAAUACAGUAAGCAUGGCCCUAACUACAGGCUGGGGUCGUACAGUCCUCAACACCCUCAUGGUAGCGACCGUCAUCCCGUACGGGAUCGCCAUAUUCCUGUACGCUAAGUUCGGCUGGCCCACCAACUACCAAGGCGGAAAGCUAGCUGGGCUACAUCCGCAGAAAGUCUUCAAGCUGAACUAUGCAGCCAUGCAGUGGUUUGUAGUGGGGACUAUACAGCACCUGCCUCUGUACUUCUCUGUAACCAGGGCAUACAGAACAGCCAGACCAGAAAGCCUUGUUAAGAACAUUCCAUUUGGCCGGCACGGCUGUCUCCUAGACGUGUACGUGCCCCACCUUGUUCCAGGACGGACCCCUCCUCCCAAGAUGCCCGUGUACAUCUUCGUGUUCGGUGGCGCCUGGACCUCGGGUAGCAGAACACUUUACUGCAUGCUAGCCAAUCAGCUGGCAGACAAGUUACAGUCUGUGGUGGUGGUUCCAGAUUACCCAUUGUGGCCUGAAGAACAACACGUCCAUGCCAUGCAGACAGCCAUCAUUGACAGUGUAGCCUGGACCUACAGCAACAUUGAGAAGUACUCCGGAGACAAAAUGAACAUUCACCUGAUGGGACACUCAGCAGGAGCACACCUGAGUGUGCUGGCACCAAUGGCACUGGCACGAGGUGACUAUUCUCCGUUGGAUGAAGACACAACACCCAGUACCCUCCUCCCUGCGAUCAGAAAGGUCCUGGGCUUCUCGGGUGUGUAUGACAUCACAGAUCACUACAAGCACGAGGAGAUGAGGGGUGUGGCAGACGUGUCACCCAUGCACAGAGUCAUGGGGGGACCUGAAAACUUCCAUCUGUGGUCACCAAGUGCUCUGGUGCAGGUCCUAGCAGAAAAAGACUUGAUCUCCAGACUCCCCCCGAUGUACCUGUUCCAUGGUACUGCAGACCACAUCGUCCCUUACCAGUCCACCGUCAAGCUGGGCGAUCGCCUGGCUGAAGUCAACGGAAAGGCUGUCGUGAAAAUCCUAGCCGACGUCGGACAUUCUGAGCCUGUGACGGACGUCAUGCUGCCGGACCGCCCCACCUAUGACCUCAUCAUGGGGUGUAUCAUGGAGACAGCUAAGGACCAAAGGAACCAAGGGGACCAAGACUCUGCUAUCCUUCCUACCUUUGUCUCAGGGCAAUAAGUAACUCUUCAUUAUUACCUCUUUAUUACUGUCAUGAUUGAUUAUGUCAUUAGGAAAGGGUUAUGAGGCAUUGUAGUGUGUUUGUGUAUAGAGAUUAAGACUUUUGUGCAAUUUUUGUGUGUGCUCCUAACUUUGUUAUCUUUUCAAUAAUGUCUCUAAAUGCUGUUCUUCUUCAAUUAUUCUCUAUUCAAUGUCAAUUCUAUACCCACCAGUGCAUUCUUUCAUUUACAAAUACUUUUGAUAAUAAUUCAAUAUCACAGACUGAAUACUAUCAUAUCUAACAGUUCCAGUUUGAUUGUUACGGUAAUAUUGUGAAUUCUAAGUGUCUCCAAUUUUAUUCUAUGGCCAUUUUUGAGGCAAUACUGUUUUAAGGGUGUUUUAAGUUGUUGCAUUUACUCCAUACUGUUUUUACUUGUGUUGACUUGAUACUACCAAUAAUCAGAAUAUAGAAUGGGUUAAUAGGUUGUUAACAUCUACAUGAUUGUUUAUAAGAGUGCUUGAAGCUACUAAGGUCUUAGUGCUUGACCAAAAUUAUGUUUUGUUUGUUUCUGCAUACUCGGCAUACCACCCAGGGUUGAACAAGUUUUCUAAAAUUGACUUGUCCUAUCGGGCAAGUACUUAAAAAAUUUACUUGCCUGAACCAACUUUUCACUUGCCCGAAAUCUAAAU